This is a messenger RNA of Suillus subaureus, 225 nucleotides long. RefSeq lists its product as uncharacterized. Lineage: Eukaryota; Fungi; Basidiomycota; Agaricomycetes; Boletales; Suillaceae. The transcript has a single exon. The record is from RefSeq and is a predicted model, not a curated record. The annotation marks the transcript as partial.
CAUCACAGUGUUCAAUGUUACAUCAUUGGCAUGAUUGCUGGUGCUGCCCCUGCCAACUUCAUAUCUGCUAUUCAUGCUCUUACAGAGUUUAGAUACCUCACUCAAGCCCUGCAUUUCACUGACAAGCAAGUGGUAGAGUUGGACUGCUGUUUUAAAGCCUUCCACUGGCUCAAACAUUCCAUUGUUGAUGCUAGGUGCUCGUUAGGGGAAAAGGGGCAAGGAUAA